Molecule: messenger RNA, 2043 nt
Organism: Ceutorhynchus assimilis (cabbage seed weevil)
Lineage: Eukaryota; Metazoa; Arthropoda; Insecta; Coleoptera; Curculionidae
Source: the annotation of a GenBank genome assembly
CAACUAUUCAUACCCUACCCAUCAUAUGACAUUAUAUAUUUUGACAUUGACAGUUCAGAAAAAAAUAAUGCGCAAUUCACGAUAUUUAUAAUUUAUAAAAGUCCAAAAGUUUAUUUUUUGGGUAGUGUAGUGCAUAAAACCAAAUACAAGUCGUCUUACACAAAGGUACUGCCUCAAGAGGCUAGAAAAUGUCUCUCCGAUCCAUUGGAGGGAAGCUGAUCAAGCAUGGAACUGCCAUUAUACGGCAGGCAAAUAAAGGCAAAACCGCAGCGAAUCCUCAAAGAAGAACCAUUAGCAACACUGUAAAGCCCCUACAACAGACCUCGCUUCCUAGCCAGAAAACUGAUCUAGCCAAGAAUCGAUACUAUGUCCUUAGAAAUAUCGGUAUUCAAAUCACCCAAAGGGCCAGACGUUUACUUGUUGAAGAUGUCUUGAACGGAGUUUCAUCCAAAGUAUUUCAAAAAACGUCUCAGAGGGGCUUAUUUGGAAACACUGCGCCUUUGUUGAGCUUGGUUGGGUGUGCUGUAGUUGGCCAGGGUCUCCUUACUAAAGAUGAAGAACUUGAAGGCGUCUGCUGGGAGAUCCGUGAAUGUAUGUCAAAAAUCCAAUGGAAUAGAGACAUGAUUUCAAACGAAACUCCUUUCGAUGACAGCCCAAUGAAUCUGCAAGCAUUUACCUUUGGCAAACCAAUAGCUAAAGGUUCAAAUGCUGUUGUUUAUUCCGUAAAACACACAUCUCGAGACACAAGUCCUCUGGCACUGAAAAUGAUGUUCAAUUAUGAUAUCCAGUCAAACUCCUUGGCAAUUUUGAAAGCCAUGUAUAGAGAAACAGUGCCUGCUCCUAUUUAUUUCAAUUGCCACGGUAUUAGCGACUACGAGCACGAAUUUCUCAAUAUGACCAGACACCUCCCUCCUCAUCCAAAUAUUGUUAAGAUUCUGUCAGUUUUUACAGAUUUUGUUCCUGAAUUGGAACAAUGCAGGGAAAUGUAUCCUGCUGCUUUGCCCAAAAGAAUUGACCCUGAAGGCGAAGGAAGAAAUAUGUCUUUGUUUAUACUUAUGAAUAGAUAUCAGCAAAACUUACACGAAUUCCUCAAUGCUCCGAAUCAACUGACAUCAAGAACUUCUAUUUUAAUUCUCACUCAACUCCUAGAAGCAGUUGUCCAUAUGGUAGCGCACAACAUUGCCCAUAGAGAUCUAAAAUCUGAUAAUAUUUUAUUGGAUUCCACAAAUAUUGAAAACCCCUUGGCCGUUGUGAGUGAUUUUGGAUGUUGCCUAGCAGAAAAAUCUCUAGAUUUAACAGUGCCUUAUACGAGCUUUGAUAUAGAAAAAGGUGGCAACACUGCUUUAAUGGCCCCAGAAAUUAUUUCAAAAAAACCAGGACCGUUUAGCAAACUGAAUUAUGAAAAAUCAGAUUUGUGGGCUGUUGGAGCAAUUGCCUAUGAAAUUUUUGGAGCUCAAAAUCCAUUUUACGGCAAUAAGAAUACAAGAUUGAGCAGCAUGUCUUAUAAAAAUGAGGAUUUGCCACCUUUGCCCAAUAGCGUGCCUUCAAUUUUUAACAAUCUGGUUAAAAACUUGCUAAGGCGCGAUCCGGGCGAACGUUUGUAUCCAGACAUAGCAGCCAAUAUUUGUCAACUAUUCCUAUGGGCUCCUAGUUCUUGGUUGGAUAAAAACGAGAAAUUUCCAACCUAUAAAGAGAUUUUGGAGUGGCUUUUGAAUUUAGCUGCUAAAAUAAUAGUUGAGGGAGGUAAGCUUAAAAGUUUUCAUGAAAGAAAAAAGCUUAAUUAUGCUGAAUAUUUGUUGAUUUCUACGUUUUUAUGCAGAGUUAAGUUGCAUAGUAUUAGGUCAGCGUUAGAGUGGAUUCGAGAUGGUACUAUUUAGGAAGUGCCUUGAUAAUUUAUUGAGAUAUAAUUUUAGAGUGUACUUAUUUAAAAAAAUAGAUUGUGAUUCGAAUUUUUAUUUUAAUUAUGAUAUUGUUUGGUGUUUAUAAUGAUUAUUGUUAAAUUAUGAAGAAAUUCUAAUAUACAUGAUAAAUAUUUUGUUUGAA